Molecule: messenger RNA, 547 nt
Organism: Cygnus olor (mute swan)
Lineage: Eukaryota; Metazoa; Chordata; Aves; Anseriformes; Anatidae
Gene: NDUFB4
Product: NADH:ubiquinone oxidoreductase subunit B4
Exons: 3
Coding region: 51-458 (135 amino acids)
Cellular component (GO): mitochondrion
Source: RefSeq, a predicted model, not a curated record
GGCCCCGCCCGCCGCGGCUGCGCGCUGCUGCCGAGCGAGGGCUGCUCAAAAUGGCGGCCGGGCCGCCGCCGACCGCGGCUAAGGGGUACGGGCCCAACCAGUUCGUCUCGCUGCCGGCCGAGCUUGACCCCGCCGACUACGACGCGUCGCCGGAGAAGCGGCGUGCCGAGGCCGAGCGCUUGGCCAUCCGCGCCCAGCUCAAGCGGCAGUACCAGCUGCAGCUCAACAGCCCGAGCCCGCCAGCCGUCAUCGAAGAUCCUUCCUUGCUCCGCUGGGCCCAUGCGAAGACACAGAAUGUCUACCCUACUUUCCGCGCGACGCCCAAGACGUCCUUUAUGGGAGCUUUGUUUGCAGUAGGUCCGAUCCUCUUCUGGAUAGCUGUCUUUAAAACUGACAGGGAUCGUAAAGAGAAGCUUAUCCGAGAAGGUAAAUACAAGCGACCGUUCAGUGUUUUUUAAGUUGCUGGAAUCGCAGUGCUGCUCUUGAGACAUGAAUAAGAUGUACUGUAUGCUGACACUUCUUCACAAGAAUAAAUCUUAAUUGCUCA